CAUACAAUUUAUUUUUUAGUUUUUGUUGCUUUUAUUCUGUCAAACUAUAUCGUAUAGUUUUUUUUUGUAAAAAGAUGGUCCUGACACAGAAAGAAACCCAUGCGUUGGUUAGAGAUUUUUACAAAUUUGCGAAAGAAAAAUCGAUGGUUGGGAAACCGAUUGACAGAUCGAUUUUAAAGUCGGGAAUUUAUACUGAAUUCAAAGAAAUUAGAGUUUCAAACAAUUUGAAGAUUACAAGCCUGGGAACUGUUCUUCACUUUUUAAAACGAGAUGGAUAUGCAAAGUCUGAAGGAAGAAUGACAAUUACUUUGAUAUCAAGCUCGACAAAUCCUACUCCAAAGCCGGAUGUUGUUGCUGAUGCGAUGGCAGUCGAAAAACGAAGAAGACGAAAUAAGAAAGACAAAGCUAAAGAAGUUUUCAAGCAACUUUCAAACUAUGUUGAGCAUGGCAGUGAAGAAACUAAAAGCCUCGAAGUUAUAGCCGUCCAUCCAAGCUUUAUCUGUAAUGAAAAAGGAUCAAUUCAGUUCAUUCAUUCGGUUGAAAACAAGGAAUCUACGAUGAGAAUUCAAAUUAAAAACAAUUCAUCUAACAAUAUACUCAUCUACAAUUGUAGAGUCUUAUCGAAACAUGCCGAGUUUGAUAUAACUGAUAUAUUUCCAGAGGGAAAGAAAAAAAGAAGGAUAAGACCUGGUCGUGAAACUACUAUUAAAAUUAUGUGUAAAAGUUACUUGGAGAAUGUAGGUGCAUUAACAACUGAAUUACUGUUACAGUAUUGCUCAACGGAAUCACCAAAAAGAAAAAUGCUAACUCGGGUUUAUUUCAUACGCUUUGAAAAAUCCAAUGAUUUAGUUAAAAAGUUGAUGCCAAAAAAUCCAUAUGUAAAGCCUGUUACUACUGUAAGAAAGCAAUAUACUGAGAUUGUUCCAGGAGUACGUCCACCGAGUUUAUCAACUGACAAAUUGGAAAGAAAGCUUAAAUUAGCCGAAUUCAAUAUUCCGACAAAUGUGAAAAAUGCUCUGAAUGAAGGUGCUUUUGUUCGAGAUGCCCAACCUUCUGGUUACAAAGCCAUGAGAGAAUUAAUUGAGGCUUCGUUGGAUAAAAGCAAUUACGCAGAAAAGUUUCAUCUCUUGCUUUAUCUUGAAGAACUUCAAAACAUUGUUGACAUUCGUCGCUAUGAUAUGUCAUCAGUAAGAAUGACGAAAGAGGGGAAAAUGCUAUUUCUUGAAGUCCCAGGACUGGCUGAAAAAAGGCCUUCAGUGCUACGGGGCGAUCGCAUUUUCGUCGCUGUGAAAGAUGCAAAUGGUUCAGAAAUAAAGAAAGAAUACGAAGGUUAUGUUCACCAUGUUGAACGGGAUAGGAUUGCCUUGGGUUUCAACCAGAGCCUCCUUUCGAAGCAUACAAAUAAAACAAAAUACAGCGUUCGUUUCACCUUUAAUCGUUUGCCAAUGAAAUUAGCUCACAGAGCUGUAGGAAUGAGAUUUUCUGAUCAGAUGAUUUUUCCUCGUAAAUGCAAUGCUCUCUAUUCUGAUAUUAAAAUCAGAAAAGACGAACUGAAGAAUGUGAAAAUAUCGUUAAAUCCUGAGCAAACUAUGGCUGUGAAUAAUAUAGUUCGUGGAAAAUCAACUUCAGUGCCAUAUAUUGUGUUUGGACCACCAGGUACUGGGAAAACUGUCACUAUUGUUGAAUCAAUUCAUCAAAUUAUUCGUUUUUAUGAAGGAUGUCAUGUACUAGUUUGUGCGCCCUCCAACAGCGCAUGUGACCAUUUGACCAAAUUACUACUAGAAAACGUUCGCCAUGAUGCAAUAUUCAGAAUGCAUGCAGCCUCUCGUGCUUGGAAAGAUGUUCCACAUGAAAUACGCCAUGUCUCCAAUUAUAAAGACCGGGAGUUCUAUUUUCCACCGAAAAGAGAUCUCAGUAACUAUGAAAUCAUUGUUUGCACUUUAAUCACCUCUGGUCGACUUGUAUCUGCGAAGUUUCCUGAUGAUCAUUUUACGCAUAUCUUUGUGGAUGAGGCGGGACAAGCGACGGAGCCUGAAUGCAUGGUUGCAUUGGCUGGAAAUCUUGCUCAGGGAGGACAGGUAGUUUUAGCUGGCGAUCCAAAGCAGUUAGGACCUGUUAUCAUGUCUGCUGCUGCUAGGGAAUACGGACUCGGAAUUUCGUACCUUGAACGACUCAUGGAAACAGAAUUACUGUAUCAGAAAGAUCCUGAAACUCAGUCUUAUAAUCAACAGCAUAUCACGAAACUCCUAAACAAUUACAGGUCACAUAAAUCAAUAAUAAAAGUUCCUAAUGAUUGUUUCUACGACAGCGAAUUGCGAUAUUUGGCAACUGAAGUACAAUCUUUUUGUAAGUGGACAUGUCUUCCUCAACUAGGCUUUCCUGUCAUCUUUGAAGGUAUUUGUGGUGAAGAUUUACGUGAGAGCAGUAGUCCCUCAUUUUAUAAUCCACAUGAGAUAUCAGUUCUUGUCGAUUAUGUUCGCAAAGUCAUGGAUUUCAAAAUAGCCGCUCGGAAUAUUGGGGUGAUAGCACCUUAUCGAAAACAAGUAGAAAAAAUUAAGCGAGAAUUGUCCGAUCCAAACAUUAAAGUUGGCAGCGUGGAAGAAUUUCAAGGCCAGGAAAGAGAAGUCAUUAUCAUCAGCACCGUUCGUAGUGAUUCUAAACAUCUGUCUUUCGAUGCAAAACAUAAUCUCGGUUUUUUAACAGACGCAAAACGUUUUAAUGUUGCUAUAACUCGUGCAAAGUCACUGUUAAUAAUCAUUGGCAACCCUCAUAUUCUCGGCCUCAAUUUUUACUGGAAAACGCUUCUUGAAUACUGCAUAGAAAAGAACGCUUAUAGGGGAGUACAGUUUACUAAAGAUGAAAAAAGAAGUAUCGAUGUGGAUGAAAUUGAUAAUUUAAUGAACGAAAUGGAAGAUUUGGAACUUGAAGAUGAUUUCUCAGAUUCUGACUAAUUUUAUUGAAUUUUCCCAAAAAAUAGCUUCGUUCUUUUUUUCUCGUACUUGCUGUAAAUUCAAUUGUUUUGCUAUUAUCACUACAUUAUACAUUUCUUGUCGCAAGUAUUAUAUCAAUAUAUUUCAAUUUAAGUCGAAUUACUCAAUUGUUGUCUUCGAGCUGUAGUUUUAUCAAUGUUCCAAAUUUGAAUGUUGAUUCAAAAUUGUACGAAUUGUAAUGUUGCGAUUUUUAUGUAGUUUGACCCUCAAAUGAUUUUUAAAACAAAUUCAAUAUUAUUGUUUUAAAAAUAUUAACUAUUAGUAAAUUUUUUGACAUUUCGUAUAGUGCUUCCGAAAUUUCCACAUUGUUAAAAACUGUACUGUUCUUAUGUAUUACUAUUAUGCAAUAUUUAGCAUUUUUCAUUUCGAAUUCCUGCCUACUAAAUUGAUGAAUUUUUUAAGAGUCAUUGCACAUUGGUAUAGCAAAUAAUUUCUUUCAUCCAGCUCUCAAUUGGAGUCACAUAUGAAUAUGAUAAUAGCUACCCAGAGUGGGGUUAGUGUUGGCAACCACUCUCCAUAGCAAGUAUGCAAGCCUUAACCCCAGAUCACUAGGUUCUCACUAACACUCAGACAACUUUUUACUUAUUUUAUGUUCAACUAAGUAGUAUGGUUUAUGCUGCAUCACUCUGUACUUGCCGUACAGGGAUAUUCAAAACGGAAAAAAUUAAAAUCUAUUUUUAUUCUGAUUCCUGAUUUUAUGAAUCAUUUUUAUUAGUUGCGUUUAAAAUUCAGCAUUUCAAAUUCACCUUUCAUUUUAUCUGUGAAUGCUGAAAAAUAUAGAUAGAACAAUCGAAUUAUUUGUUUCCUUACAUUAUUUCCUAAUUUACUGAAUAUCCAUUAACUUCUGUGUUAAUUUGAUCAUUUAAAAAAUAUUUCAUAUUUUCGAAAAUACUGUUUUGGAUCGUAUUUAGAAUAAAUGGUAAAUCAUUUUCAUAGUAUGUCUACAAGCACCAUGGUAUCUCCUAUAUGUUUUUAUCAAUCAUUUUUGUAGUCCGUUAUGGUGAUUCUGAAGUCGAUAUAAAAAUUGACCUAAAACUAGGAUAAUCAUUUUUUUCAUUGCUCUUAAUUCAGUGCUUUGCUUGCUAAUACACUUUAAAUAUAAAAAAAAUACUUUUU
Molecule: messenger RNA, 4106 nt
Organism: Styela clava
Lineage: Eukaryota; Metazoa; Chordata; Ascidiacea; Stolidobranchia; Styelidae
Product: putative helicase MOV-10
Molecular function (GO): 5'-3' RNA helicase activity; RNA binding
Source: RefSeq, a predicted model, not a curated record